AUGAUUCACAUUCCGGAAGACUUUGUCGGCUGCGAGGUUCUGGUCUGUGCUCGCUCAACGGAGCCGGUUCGUCAAGUAACAGCGGGAGCAGCUGCCGCGCAGCACCCCUACUUUAGUGUGCCACCUGGGAUAGUCCUCCCAUGGUGGGCGGAGACCGUGCUCAACGGAGUCGGUGGCUUGAAGUUCAAAAGCCGCCAUUUUGCAUUGCAGGCGGUGCUCCACACAGACGCAAAGAGAUUUCCGGGUGGCGUGCGCUUCGACACGUCGGCCUCCAAGGACUGCGUACGCCGACGCAUGACCUUGGUGAACGACUUCGAUCGCGAGUUGCCGCGCCCGAAUCCCGCGCCGCGAUCCCUGGAGUACCAUGAUCCAACUGACCCGGAGGCCUGUGAGGUCACGCUGCGCCGCAUGAUGAGCUACGACCCGAACGUAGCAGACCGGCAUGUGACCACAAGAAGGGACAUGGCGCCAGUCUACGAGCGCAUGCUGCCCCGUGGCAAAGAAGCGGUGCAGGGCAUGCGCGCACUGCAGACAGACCUGGGUGUCCGAGGGGCUGCGGGACUUGGCUUCAUCGAGACCACAGGACAAAGGACCCUUCCUGUGGAAAAGCUCGAGGGGCGAAACGCAAACGCCGCGUUCCAGCGGCCAGACAUUGGGCCCAAGUUCGAUCACCUGACGUACUUCGAGGCUCUCAACUUGGAGACGAACCACAAUGAGGGCAACAUCGUCCACGGAGCCGGGCCGUCGUUCGACACGAGGCCGGCACCACGUUGCCCGCGUCGGGUUCGCGGAGAAAUGCACUUCCGGCGCCAGGCGCCGCAGGGCUUCUCCAAAGGCGUUAAGGCGACGGGGCCAGCAGAUGCCAAGGUGCAACGUCAAAGCCGUGCAUACGAGGCAAUCGAUGACUGGUCUCAGCUGCUGAACGGGCUCGCCUCGAAGAGGGAAGAGUCCGAGAAGCAACAUUGA
Messenger RNA from Symbiodinium sp. CCMP2592, 966 nucleotides. NCBI's taxonomy places the organism in Eukaryota, Dinophyceae, Suessiales, Symbiodiniaceae. The record is from the annotation of a GenBank genome assembly.